Molecule: messenger RNA, 1539 nt
Organism: Plasmopara halstedii
Lineage: Eukaryota; Oomycota; Peronosporomycetes; Peronosporales; Peronosporaceae
Product: Molecular chaperone (DnaJ superfamily)
Exons: 3
Coding region: 1-1539 (512 amino acids)
Biological process (GO): post-translational protein targeting to endoplasmic reticulum membrane; SRP-dependent cotranslational protein targeting to membrane
Cellular component (GO): Sec62/Sec63 complex
Molecular function (GO): RNA binding; transmembrane protein transporter activity
Source: RefSeq, a predicted model, not a curated record
AUGGCAGGGGAGCCCUUGUCCGAGUCCGAUGGCGCCUUUUACGCGUUUGCAGGCGUCAUGCUCGCGCUAUACGUGUUACCCGCCACAAUCUUUACAGUAUACUGCGCUUUACGCAUGCCCCAAAAGCUCCGAUCGCUUGGUUUCGCGCUGCAUCUUGCUUUGCUAACUGUGGCCUGCGGUCUGUUGUGGCGCACUCUUUCGGCUUUGCAAAGCGUGGACACCUCGGGAGUAUUUGACCCAUAUGAGAUACUAGGUGUUAGCGAAUCGACGUCCAUAACCAAGAUCAAAAAAGCCUUUCGUGUGCUAGGGCGGCAGCUGCAUCCUGACAAAAACCUAGACAAUCCUCUGGCCGCUUCUCAAUUUGCGCGCCUCACCAAAGCGUACGAAGCACUUACUGACCCAGAAGGCAUCGAGAACUUUCGUAGGUAUGGACACCCUGAUGGCCCUCAGUCCAUGCUCAUGGGCGUGGCCUUUGCCUCCAUGUUUAGUGGCAACAAUGGCAACACCGGUUCCAUCUUCGCGUUUGUGUAUUUCGGCUUGAUCUUCGCGAGUCUUGGGUAUUUCUUGUACUGGUUGCAGAAGCGAUCAGGCCGUCGUGACCGCACGCGCGUUUCACGUUCUACAUAUGCAACCUUUGUCGAAAUUUUGGCAGACAAGAUGAGUGUGCACGAUGUAGUAGAACUUCUCUUGUCCUGUGAUGAAAUGGCUGGUUCUGCAGCAGGUAUUUUGGACGAUGCACUCAAUGAAGCGCAGCUUCGUGCCAAGACACAUGACAAGUUUGCAAAGAAGAUGGAAGCCGCUAAGGCACUAUCAAGUGAGGUCACCACUCGCAUACGAAAGCACCCGAACCCAGUAGCGCGAGAGAAUAUGCUAGCGCUGUAUCAAUAUUUGCUUCGAGACAAGCUGCGCAAUGUGUCACGUCCGUCGUGGGUGGAUCAGCGAUUCCAGAAAGUAUUACUUGAGCUGCCAUUUCUUGUGGAUAUCUUUGCGACAAUGGCAGCUGAGCAGCUGGUGAAGCGGGCAUACUCUGCCAUUCCAUUGUUGCGUGCCCUGUCAUUGCAAUCGAGUUUGGCUCAAGGAAGCCUCGUCCCAGAUGAGGCCACAUUGCGUGCUCAGAAGGAACGUGUUGUAGAUGCGAAAGUUAAACUUCCCAUACUGCAUUUGGAAGGCACAACGAUGGCAGUCCUGGACGAGUCGACCAUUCAGCCUGGAGACUGGCUCACACUGCAGAUGACUUUACAGCGUCGACACCUGGAAUCAAAUGAAAAAGCACCACUUGCCACUACACUUUACGACCACGUUGAUGCGAAGAGCCCGUUUCGCAAGGAACAUGUGUGGUUUCUUGUUAUAGAUAAGCAAUCUGGCCGUCUGUAUUCGGCUUGGAAGUGUGUGGAUCUCUCGCAGCAAGUUGUACAAAAACAAGGCUUUUUGGGCCCAGAAACACCUGGCAAGUACGAGUUUGAGGUGCGUGCGGAGUGCCCGGUAUACUUUGGCGUGCAGACGAAAGUUGGUCUUUCUUUUUCUGUGGAGAACCGUUGA